AUGAGUAAAUCUGUACUAAUUACUGGAGGAGCAGGAUUCAUCGGCUCGAAUUUGGCAUUAGCCUUAGUCGCAAAGGGAUAUUCCAUAAGCAUUCUAGACAAUUUAUCUCCUCAAAUUCAUGGAGAUCCUGACUCAUCAGAAUUAUAUCAAAGCAUCAAAGAUAAAGUACAUUUUAUAGAAGGUAUCAUGCUAGACCUAUUAGCGAAUACCAAGCAUCAAGUUCAAAAAGUAGUAGUAGCUUCUUCGAGAGCGAUUUAUGGAGAAGGCAAAUAUUGGAGCCCUAAAGCAGAUCAAGCAGUAUAUCCUGAAGGAAGAACAGUUGAAGAUCUUCAAAAGGGAAUAUUCGAACCUAAAUGCCCUAUUACAAAAGGGCCUUUGAAUUUGAUGCCGACCUGUGAAGAAAGCAAGAUUCAUCCCAAUUCAAUUUAUGGGCUCACAAAGUACAAUCAGGAACAAGCUGUUCUUAUUGCGUGCAAAGCCAUAGGCAUCAACGCAGUUGCAUUCCGAUAUCAGAAUGUUUAUGGACCUGGUCAAUCAUUAAAGAAUCCUUAUACCGGAAUUCUUUCCAUUUUCUCAACUCGGAUAAAGAACGGCAAGGAUAUCAAUAUUUUUGAAGAUGGACUUGAAAGUCGAGAUUUCGUCUAUAUUGAUGAUGUGAUUAAUGCAACGAUUUUAGGAAUCGAAAAUGAAGGCUCAAUUCAUGAUGUUUCAAUGUAG
Molecule: messenger RNA, 717 nt
Organism: Penaeus monodon (black tiger shrimp)
Lineage: Eukaryota; Metazoa; Arthropoda; Malacostraca; Decapoda; Penaeidae
Product: dTDP-L-rhamnose 4-epimerase-like
Exons: 2
Coding region: 1-717 (238 amino acids)
Source: RefSeq, a predicted model, not a curated record